Trichoderma aggressivum f. europaeum is the source of this 2787-nucleotide messenger RNA. RefSeq lists its product as uncharacterized. The transcript has a single exon. The coding region runs from base 1 to 2787 and encodes 928 amino acids. Lineage: Eukaryota; Fungi; Ascomycota; Sordariomycetes; Hypocreales; Hypocreaceae. Gene Ontology annotation, molecular function: protein kinase activity. The record is from RefSeq and is a predicted model, not a curated record. Gene Ontology annotation, biological process: protein phosphorylation.
AUGGACGAGGCAAGGCUGAAGAUUAUCGAGGAACACCCCAUUGGGGGCGGCCUUGAUUCUUUCCGCGCCUUGUUCGCAUCGACGUGCGAAUCCCUGAACCUCGCCGGUUCUUUGCCCAACGCCAACGCCAUAGACCAGCUUGAGCAGCUUGGACAGCUUGAGCAGCUCGAUCAAGAGGCUCUCCAGAAGCUCACCCUGACUCUUUUCACGGCUCUCCAGUUACUCAAGGCAGUACAGCUUCUUCGCUCCGCUGGCAGAGGCCAAAAUCUUCUCUCCGAUAUAUUACAAUUCAUCCCUACCAUCGUCUCUCUCGAUUUUGAUUUCGACCGCGUCAAGGCCCUCCUCCAAGUCGCCCUCAACGACAACUCCCACGACGUCCUUAUCUGGGGCCAAGUCUACAGUGCCGUUACCGAAGUAACACCCCCCCCUCCUCCUCCGCAGGUACGAUGGUCAUCUGUGACGGACACCCCAAUCACCCGAAACACGAGCAGCAUCCUCAACUCGUCAGAACUGCGCCGCGAGGUGGACCAAGUCCUCAAGGAGGAAAUAGAUCCCCGCGUCGGUAUUCGCAAGUUUCGAAAGUCCUUCUUUGCGUCCGUCCCGCGCCUCGAAGAAGCCACCGAUGCCGUCUUGCGCAAGUGCUCCGAAGGUGAAGAGCCACUCUUUGGUCGAGAGGGGUGGGUUGGAUGGCCAGCUGCUGCGGCGGAGCAAGAUGUGCUGGCUUGGCUCUGCAGUAUCGUACCCAAGCUGCAGAGUCUUGCGGUCGAUUUCACCCCUGCCACCGUGACACAACGGAAACUGCUGGCGCAACCGAAAACGCCCUUGCUCGGAUCGACGGGGAGACGCAGCAUGGAUGUCGGCUUCGUCAACAAUGAUGUCGUCUAUCACCCGUAUGCGGGGAAGUCAGGGAGAUACCGCUGGUCUCACGUCUUGGUGCCGGGCGAGCUGAAGAGCAACCCAAUGGCAGAUGCACCACCAGUGGCAUGGAUCGAUCUAGCAACGUAUGCGAGGGAGGUGUUGUCGGCUCAAGACACUCGACGCUUCGUCUUGGCCUUUUCGCUGUGCGGGUCCCUUAUGCGGUUGUGGGAAUAUGAUCGACUAGGAGGGAUCGCGUCCGAGCAGUUCGACAUUAACGACUCCAAAGGUGCACUAGAGUUUGUGGCUACCAUGCUUGGGUUCCUCUGGAUGGACGAAGAAAGGCUAGGGUUUGACCCUACUAUCCAAACGUCUGAUGGCAAGCGUUUCAUCGAGAUUGAACGAAACAGUCGGCCAGAGCGCCUCAUCAUCGACGAGGUCAUUGCACGAUCCCGCUGUAUUGCUGGAAGGGCGACCACUUGCUGGAAGGCACAUCUCGAGGACGACCAGCAGACGGCCUUUGUCAUCAAGGAUUCGUGGCAAUAUCCGGAGCGGGACGACGAGGGCGAGAUUCUUCAAGAGGUGACGCAACGAGGCGUGACCAACGUCGCUCGGUAUUAUCAUCACGAGACGGUUCGCAUUCGUGACGUCGACGACGAUGUUCGAAACGGCGUUCGUACUGGACUGGAUAUUACCACUGCAGAUGCUCCUACAGCGACCGCUGAUGCGAUGACCACGCCCGACUCGACGGCUACGACAGUGAUGGCCGAUGCGACGACUGCAGGCGAUGCCACAGCCACAGCAACAGCUGAUUCAACGGCUAUAACGGCCGUGGUGGAAAAGGCACAUGUAGCAUCUACAUCUACAACCGUUGACGCGGCAGCUGCAGUCAACGCAACGGAUACGCCUGAUGCCUUGACUGUAGAUGAUACAGCGGCUACUGCUACUACGAUGACGAUGGCGCGAAGGGCAUCUGCGUCAUCCAUCUCUACGGCUUCCACAAUAGCAGUGGCGGCUCCUCGACGAAGACGCUCAACCGCUCAACGGGGGAAGAAGACACCGAGAGUGCAGCAGCUCCGCCAAAGCGAGAGCAGAAGCGGCAAAAAGAACCACGGUAGCGGUAGUAACGGGAGUAGCGGCAGCAUCGAUAGUAUCGCUACUACCGAUAGUACCGGCGGUGCCGGCACAAAAAGACGAUCCAGCCAGGUCAACGAGGCAGAGGAACGUCCAGUCAAGCGAUCGCGGUCAGAAUCACAAUCUGGUGGUGUCGACAAGACCCCACCGAACCGGAUACAUCGAAGGAUCAUUGUUCAAGACUACGGACGGCCAAUCUACAAGGCCAGCUCGCCAGCAGCCCUUGUGGCCGCUGUGGAGAGCUGCAUCCAAGGCCACGAGUCUCUGAGAAAGGCCGGGUUCCUCCAUCGAGACAUAUCCGUUAACAACGUUCUAAUCGACGAAAGAGAAGGUGCCCAGAAGGGAUUCCUGAUAGAUCUCGACCUUGCUAUAAGAGAGUCAAGGAAGAAGGCGUCAGGAGCAAAGGGAAAGACGGGAACAAGGGCCUUUAUGGCGAUCGGGUUGCUGUUUGGCGAACCACACUGUUUUAUGCAUGACCUCGAGUCCUUCUUCUGGGUCCUCUUCUGGGUUUGCGUUAACCACGACGGCCCGGACAGGAGUGUCAAGAAGAAUCUUUUUGACCACUGGAACUACGCAAAGGACUACGAGCUGGCAGGGUCGAAGCUAGGCGUCAUCACGGACUCGUUCAUCUUCCGCAAGCGCGCUGGGGAAUGCUUUACAGCGUUUUACGAGCCGCUGAUUCCAAUGAUGGACAGGCUGCGGGAAGUGGUGUUUCCGGGGGGGCUGAGGUGGAAACAAGUUGACGAAGGGCUCUAUUCCAGGAUGAGAGAUAUUCUGCGGGAUGGGGAGAAGGAGUGA